AUGACACCACCAUCCCAGCACACAGACCCUGUGAUCACACCACCAUCCCGGCACACAGACCCCGUGAUCACACCACCGUCCCAGCACACAGACCCUGUGAUCACACCACCAUCGCAGCACACAGACCCUGUGAUCACACCAUCAUCCCGCAACACAGACCCCGUAAUGACACCACCAUCCCAGCACACAGACCCUGGGAUCACACCACCAUCCCGGCACACAGACCCUGUGAUCACACCACCAUCCUGGCACACAGACCCAGUGAUCACACCACCAUCCCAGCACACAGACCCUGUGAUCACACCACCAUCCCGGCACACAGACCCUGUGAUCACACCACCAUCCCAGCACACAGACCCUAUGAUCACACCACCAUCCCGGCACACAGACCCUGUGAUCACACCACCAUCCCAGCACACAGACCCUGUGAUCACACCACCAUCCCAGCACACAGACCCUGUGAUCACACCACCAUCCCAGCACACAGACUCUGUGUUCACACCAUCAUCCCGGCACACAGAGCCUGUGAUCACACCACCAUCCCGGCACACAGACCCUGUGAUCACACCACCAUCCCAGCACACAGACCCUGUGAUCACACCACCAUCCCAGCACACAGACUCUGUGUUCACACCAUCAUCCCGGCACACAGAGCCUGUGAUCACACCACCAUCCCGGCACACAGACCCUGUGAUCACACCACCAUCCCAGCACACAGACCCUGUGAUCACACCACCAUCCCAGCACACAGACUCUGUGUUCACACCAUCAUCCCGGCACACAGAGCCUGUGAUCACACCACCAUCCCGGCACACAGACCCUGUGAUCACACCACCAUCCCAGCACACAGACCCUAUGAUCACACCACCAUCCCGGCACACAGACCCUGUGAUCACACCACCAUCCCAGCACACAGACCCUGUGAUCACACCACCAUCCCAGCACACAGACCCUGUGAUCACACCACCAUCCCAGCACACAGACUCUGUGUUCACACCAUCAUCCCGGCACACAGAGCCCGUGAUCACACCACCAUCCCAGCACACAGACCCUGUGAUCACACCACCGUCCCAGCACACAGACCCUGUGAUCACACCACCAUCCCAGCACACAGACCCUGUGAUCACACCACCAUUCCAGCACACAGACCCUGUGAUCACACCACCAUCCCAGCACACAGACUCUGUGUUCACACCAUCAUCCCGGCACACAGAGCCUGUGAUCACACCACCAUCCCGGCACACAGACCCCGUGAUCACACCACCAUCCCAGCACACAGACCCCGUGAUCACACCACCGUCCCAGCACAAAGACCCCGUGAUCACACCACCGUCCUGA
Molecule: messenger RNA, 1338 nt
Organism: Dipodomys spectabilis (banner-tailed kangaroo rat)
Lineage: Eukaryota; Metazoa; Chordata; Mammalia; Rodentia; Heteromyidae
Product: proline-rich extensin-like protein EPR1
Exons: 1
Coding region: 1-1338 (445 amino acids)
Biological process (GO): attachment of mitotic spindle microtubules to kinetochore
Source: RefSeq, a predicted model, not a curated record